This is a messenger RNA of Setaria italica (foxtail millet), 2178 nucleotides long. RefSeq names its product protein DETOXIFICATION 19. The transcript is spliced from 6 exons. Bases 208 to 1650 code for a protein of 480 amino acids. NCBI's taxonomy places the organism in Eukaryota, Viridiplantae, Streptophyta, Magnoliopsida, Poales, Poaceae. Gene Ontology annotation, molecular function: xenobiotic transmembrane transporter activity; antiporter activity. Gene Ontology annotation, cellular component: membrane. Gene Ontology annotation, biological process: xenobiotic detoxification by transmembrane export across the plasma membrane. The record is from RefSeq and is a predicted model, not a curated record.
UGGAACGCGGUGACUAGAACGCGCCAGCUCGGCGAGGCGAACUCUCCCUGCAGACCCCGCGCCUGCCCGCCUGUUCACACCAAUACUAGUACCACGCAGCCUGUCAAUAGCGGCCGCGAGCGGCACCACCAGUCCAGUUCCUGUCCACCCCCCGUAGACCGCAGCUAGCCCACACAGCUCGAUCCGAUCCCCUCGGUCACCAGCGGCAUGUCUUCGGCUCCGCUGCUGGGCUCCCGCGCGGCCGACGGCCACCAGCAGGAGCGGCGGCGCUCGUCGUGGCUCGGUCGCGUGGUGGACGCGGAGGAGGCGUGUGCGCAGCUGCGGUUCUCGGCGCCAAUGAUCCUCAUGAACAUGUUCUACUACGGCAUCCCACUGGUGUCCGUGAUGUUCUCCGGCCACCUCGGCGACGUCCAGCUCGCCGGCGCCACGCUCGGCAACUCCUGGGUCACCGUCACUGGCUUAGCCUUCGUUAUCGGCCUGAGCGGCGGGCUGGAGACGCUGUGCGGGCAGGCCUACGGCGCCGGGCUGUACGGCAAGCUGGGCCUGUACCUGCAGUCGUCGCUCAUCAUGUCGACGGUGGCGUCGUCGCUCGUCUCCGUGCUGUGGGUGUUCACGGAGCCGCUGCUGCUGCUCCUCCGGCAGGAGCCCCGUGUGUCACGCGCGGCGGCGGCGUUCGUCCGGCCCCAGAUCCCCGGCCUCUUCGCGUUCGCCUUCCUCCAGUGCCUGCUGCGCUACCUGCAGAUGCAGUCCGUCGUGCUGCCGCUCGUCGCCUUCUCCGCCGCGUCGUUCGCGUUCCACGUCGCGCUGACGCACCUGCUCGUGAACGUGCUCGGCUUGGGGCUCGCCGGCGCGUCCGCCGCCGUCUCGGUCACCUUGUGGGUCGCCUGCCUGAUGCUGCUCGCGUACGUGCUGCGGUCGGAGGAGUUCAGCGAGACGUGGAAGGGGUUCUCCGCCGAGGCAUUCAGAUACGUGCUGCCCACCGCGAAGCUCGCCGCGCCGUCCGCCGUCAUGGUCUGUUUUGAGUAUUGGGCGUUUGAGCUCCUGGUCCUGGUCGCCGGAUUGCUCCCCAACUCCACAGUGAGCACAUCGCUGGUGGCCAUAUGCACUAGCACGGAGUCCAUCGCCUACAUGAUCACGUACGGGUUCGGUGCCGCUGCGAGCACCCGGGUGUCGAAUGAGAUCGGAGCGGGGAACGUGGACAAGGCCAAGAACGCCGUGUCGGUGACGAUGAAGCUGUCGGUGCUCCUCGGCAUCUCCUUCGUCGUGCUGCUGGCGUUCGGCCACGGCCUCUGGGCGAGCCUCUUUAGCGGGAGCGCGGUGAUCGUGUCGGAGUUCGCCACCAUCGCGCCGCUCGUGAUCAUCUCCAUCGUGCUCGACUCCGCGCAGGGCGUCCUGUCAGGUGUGGCGAGAGGGUGCGGGUGGCAGCAUCUCGCGGCGCUCACCAACCUGGUGGCUUUCUACUUCAUCGGCAUGCCGCUGGCGAUCUUCUUCGCCUUCAAGCUCAAGCUCAACACCAUGGGUCUGUGGGCUGGCCUGAUCUGCGGGCUGGUAUGCCAAGCCUGCUCACUGGUGGUGAUCACCGUCCGCACCAAGUGGUCGAAGAUCGCGGAGGCGAUCCAGGAGGAGAAGGCCAGCUACGGGAUCGCAUAGUACGGGGAGUUUGUAAUUGCUGCUCGAGAAGAGACUAUGGCUGAGAUGCCGUUCCCCGUCUUCGCAUCACGGAAGAGAAUCAGAGAAUAGCAUGCCCGAGGUAGACAGUAAAACGACGCGUGAGCUUUUUGUUAUGUCCAGCUCGGCCUUCUAUUGAACACCGUUGGCCGACAAUUUUGUUUCCACUAGCAUGCUAACAGCCUUGAAGACUGAAACUUGUGCAAACGCCACUAAAUAAUGAUCGGAUAAACGCACGGUAAAUUUGAAGAACAAGGGUUAACGUUGGGGAAAUCUCGUUUCUCGUCGUCACCCGCUCGCUAGGAAACCAGCACGUGACGCAUUGUCCAGACCAUAGGACCCAAAGGUGAAAAUGCCCCGUCCUUUUCCUUUUUUUUUUCUUUGUUUCCUUUUCCUUUUCCUUUUUCCUAUUCUAUUUUUUGUAUUUUUCCUUCCAUCAUGUAUUUAUUUUUAUUUAUUGCCACAGUACUUGUCUCCAUCAUGCUUACUAGAAAUAGAUCCUAUUACCUU